AUGGUAGACAGCCAACGGAAUGUAAUCCAACCUCUGGAUCUGGCAUGGGUUGAAUCGUCGCGUGUUAACUUACCAGCAGUGCAGAGGAGAGCAGCAACCCAUCUCAAGCGACGAUCUGUCAAGAAAGAUUGGCAAGCAGCUUGGUUUUUAAGAGCUGUUACUUGCUUAGAUUUAACCACCUUGUCUGGUGAUGAUACGGAAACGAAUGUAUCACGUCUCUGUUUCAAGGCCAAUAAUCCUAUCCGUCAAGACGUUCUUGAAAGCCUCCAAUUAAAAGACUUGAAAAUUACUACCGGAGCGGUAUGUGUCUACUCGUCUCGAGUCAAGGAUGCUGUUACCGCUAAUAAGAAUAAUCACUCACAAGUGCCCAUUGCUUCUGUAGCAGCUGGAUUUCCUGAUGGUCAAACACCUCUUCCUCAACGCCUAGAUGAAAUCAAAUACGCAGUCGAAGCUGGUGCAAGUGAAAUCGAUAUUGUCAUCACUCGAUGCUAUGUAUUAUCAGGCAAUUGGCAAGCUUUAUAUGAUGAAGUAGCUGCCUGCAAAAAAGCGUGUGGUAAUGCCCUGUUAAAAACGAUUAUUGCUACGGGACACUUAGGAACGUUGACCAAUGUGUAUAAAGCAAGCCUUGUCAGUAUGAUGGCUGGCUCAACUUUUAUUAAAACAUCGACAGGCAAAGAAGCAGUGAAUGCCACAUUCCCAGUUGCUCUUGUCAUGAUCAGGGCAAUACGUGAUUUUUACCAACGUACUGGAUACAAGGUCGGAUUUAAGCCAGCCGGAGGGAUUAGAAGCGCUAAAGAUUGCUUAAGUUGGCUUGCUCUGAUGAAGGAAGAGCUAGGAGACGAAUGGACACAACCCAAUCUAUUCCGUAUUGGAGCAAGUUCUUUGUUAGGUGAUAUUGAGAGACAGUUGUAUCAUUUCCAAACUGGAAGCAAAAGUAGCAAAAAUGCCAGUUAUCGUCACUGUCAAUGGCGGAUAUUGGCUUCCACUUAUUCUUCGUAA
Trichoplax adhaerens is the source of this 999-nucleotide messenger RNA. RefSeq lists its product as uncharacterized. Bases 1 to 999 code for a protein of 332 amino acids. Gene Ontology annotation, biological process: carbohydrate catabolic process; deoxyribonucleotide catabolic process. Gene Ontology annotation, cellular component: cytoplasm. Lineage: Eukaryota; Metazoa; Placozoa; Uniplacotomia; Trichoplacea; Trichoplacidae. The record is from RefSeq and is a predicted model, not a curated record. Gene Ontology annotation, molecular function: deoxyribose-phosphate aldolase activity. The transcript is spliced from 3 exons.